CAUUUCCACCUCAUUUAACAAUAAGUUAAAAUAAAUAAAAUACAACUACCAAAACUGAAAUUAAUCCCUCCCUCAUCGCAACCGUUUCACCCCUAUCCCGUCUUCACCCAUCAUCAACGCCUCGUGAUGUCCGUUACCAAUAUCUCACCGCAGACUCGAGAAGUCGAAUCUCUCCGCCGUCAUCGCUGAUCCGUCCUCAUGGAGCCUCCAAACCCGUGCACGACUAUGCGGCGGCGAGGACGAGCUGGACUUUCGGCCGACCCCAAAGCAAAAACACACUCAAAGAUUGCAGAGGAAAUCUUCGGAAACUUUGUUUCACAAAAGCCCAAUCUUCUCCCCUGUUAAAAUCCACCAAACACACAUAGACCAACCUCAUCUUCCAUCACUGCUACUUUUUCGCCGGCCGGAUUCACUUUUCAGUACCGAAGAGUUCCAUUAAAGGAUGUGGUCUGGGACUUCUUUGACUAGGUGCUCGACUUUCGCUUGGUGACCUUUCCGAUAGCGCCGAGAGUGGCGGAGCAGUCGAGGAGAGGAAUGUAGGAGCAAUGGGUUUUGGCUUCUGGGUAGUGGGUAGUGAAGAUUUUCUUAGAUCUGCGACAAGAGAAGAAUGGGGAAGAAGAAGAAGAAGAAUGGGGAAAGUGGGGGUUGAUGGGAGGAGGUAAGUUUUCCUCCGGUUUGUGAGUUCUUUGGUUUGUUUAAGUUUUGUUUUUCAUUUUUUUUAUAGUUAUAAUAAUUAUUUUUUCAUUUUAUUUUAUUAUUAAAAUGAGCUGGAAAUUGAAUAAUAUUAAAUUUUAUUUAUUUAAUUAUUUUCUUAUUGCCACGUCACUUAUUUAACGGUCAACUAUGAGAGUUGACCACCACAUAGGAUAAAGAUAACGCAAGUGGACGGAGAGUGACCAAACGUGAACGGUUUCAGUAAACUGAAGUACCACCAAUGGAUUUAAAUAUUUCGAGUGAUCAAACUUGAACGUUUUUUGUAAUCUCAGUGACCAACCAUGUAAUUAACCCAUUAUUUUCAUAAUUACUCACUUAUAAUCCUGACACCUGAUGUAACACCCUUGCUCGGCCGAGCACUAAAUUUACCAAAAUACCCUUAAGUAAUCAAGAUAACUCAAAAUGGAAAUAAUACAGAAAAUAAUUUUUAAAUCGCCGUAGGAAAUCCCUCUUAACAAAUAAUAAAUGAGCAUCAGUCUCAAGCCUACUAAUAAAAGUACAAAAGUGAAAGAGUUCACUUGGAAUCUCUUGCAAUCACUAACCCUUGUGACGAUGACAUCCUGAGCAACAGCUUCUUCUUGACCAGUGGUCUGAAUGCUCCUGCUUUCUUGUACCUCCUGAGUGCGGGCGAUGGGGUCAGUCCUAAUCCUAAUUUCGUUAUCAUACUUAAAUGGAAAGCCAUUCACAUGCAAUGCUUAUGGUACAUCAUUGGGUACAUUAGUAGCAGUGUAUUAUUAUUAACGUAUUCUUGCGUAUCAUAUUUUUUUACUUUCUUAACUUGAAAAGGGAUCCUGCCCUCUACUUAACUAGCACAUCCGUCCGGCACCAACGUAUCAUGAACAUAACCUCCUCAUCUACAAUGAGUAACAUAACAUACCUCCCCAUCUACAGGGAGUAGUGGUGACCGCGUCCGGCACCGGUCUUGACAUACAUAUCAUGACCCCUCAUCUAUAAGGUGCUCCUCAUCUACAAGGAGUAAGGUGACCGUGUGCGACUAGUUAAGAGAGGGUUCUUAUUCUUACUUGUUAACUUGAUAUCUUAUACGUGCUUGCUUGAACAACCUCUCCCACGAUGGAGAGUCAUACUUAAUCUUAUACUUGUUUACUUAGCUUGAGAAUUCUGAGUUUACUUAAGGUAAUCUCCCACACAAUGGGAAGAUAUAAGGUUCUUAACUUGCACUUGAGUAGUUUAGAAUUGAACUGGUAUUUACCUGUCUCAUAACAUGGUUUACUUAUGCUUCAUGAUACUAUGCAUACUUAACAUAAAGACUGAAAGUAACCAAAUUAACUUAACAUGAAAGCAUGUAAUGAAUGACUGAACAUAAAACAAGAACUGAAAUGCAUAAAUGAACUUUAAAUGCAUAGACUGAUAACGAAAACUACUCUAGUCCCCUUUAACCACGCACCUUAAUUUCAAGUCGAUUAUCAACUUAUAUCCUGCCCGACGAUCCGAAACGUCCUUAUAGGCUUUGUACGUGUCCAUGCACCAUUUUACUUCUUCUUUUAACUUUCUCCUAGAGAUAGAGCACGUAAAUCUCACUCUGAUCAUAUACCCGCGUACUUGCCUUACAUUAAUAAUCCAUAUUUCAUUUCAACAACUCAACCCCUUCUAAUAAUUAACCUAUCAUGCAUUCUAUCCAUGCACGUAACUAACUUAGCUACUAAAUUGUAAAGGGCUUUUGUUUUUAACCUCAAUCACGAGCUUCUUUGGUUUAAUGACCCAUCACCAUAUAUAAAAUAUCCAUUGCAUUCGUCCAUAUAUAUGUAAGGAUGAUAACCCAUUCCUUUAAUAAAUGACCUACUGAAAUCUCCCACAACCCUCCAAUAUCAACUGAUUCUACAAAUCAAAUGAACGAUGAUAAAUCCUUACCUCCAGCACCUAGCCCAAAGCACGAUUUUGAGGAUUUCCCAGAUGUCGUUUCUCCGUCGUCGAUCGUCGUUCGCCGUAAUCCCGCCGCCAAAACUAUGAACGAGAGACGACGAUCCCGAGCUACCGCGCUGGCGAACAGAGGACACGGCGUACGUAAGAAACAGUACGCGUUCGGCGGCUCCCGGCUUGCGUCUCUGCCGGCUGUCGUACCGUUUGGGAGCUCGCUUGCUACUGGUGGAGGAAGGGGAGGUCGGGGAUGGGAACUGGAAGGUGGCAGUGAUGGUUGAUCGCGCAAGGGGGAAGAGGGAGGCAAGGCGGCGCUGCUGCUUCGGUGUUUACUAGUUUAGGGCUCUCGUUCCUCUUUUUCUUCGUCCUUAGGUUUAGUCUUUACAUAUAUAUAUAUCCGCAUGAAGAAUGGCCGAGAGGGAGAAGGAAUCAUCCCGGAUGCAUUUAGGUUAGAAUUUAAUUAAUUAAUUAGCUUAAUUAAACAUAGUAAUUAAGGGUGAAUUUGGCA
Linum trigynum is the source of this 3097-nucleotide messenger RNA. Lineage: Eukaryota; Viridiplantae; Streptophyta; Magnoliopsida; Malpighiales; Linaceae. The record is from the annotation of a GenBank genome assembly.